GGGUCUCCAGAGUAGCACAUUGCUACACACACCAUCCCAGCGCAUGAGAUUUCCAGCAAUACCACUCUCAACAACCAGCCUACAGCACUCAUGAAUCCCUCUCAGCUCCGACAAUGGGUCAGCGACAGUAUCUUGAGACUAUUCGAAAUGUCGGACAGCGUCAUGGUCGAAUACAUGAUCAAGACGGCCACAACAGCACCAUCGCCGGGCUCAUUACUCUCCUCAUUGAUGUCCGUCGGCCUCAGUUCCUCCCCAGAGGCCGAAUACUUCGUCAGCGAGCUCUUCAAGCGUGUCCCUCGGGCCUCCUCUUCAUCGACGACCGCUGCCUCCAAGAAACAAGCUCAAGAGAAUAGCAGGAAAAAAGCCGAAAUGGAGGCCAAGGCAUUACAGAAGCAAAAGUUUGGCCUGCUGAUGGACGAUGCUCCGGAUGAUUCAAAAGUCGAAAUGAAGAAGGGGAAAAAAGAGAAGGGGACACUCAAGAGCAAGACAACCAAUGUCAAGGAAGGAUGGGAGAGCGACGAGGAAGAACGUGCUGCCAAAAGAAAACGAUGGGCCGAAGGAACUCAACGGAGGGAGAAUGAAGAUGAAGAUCAGACCCAAGAACCAUCAGAGACUGAGGCUGAGCGGAUCGAACGAGAACGUCUGCAAGAUGCAAGAGAGAGGGACGAAUUCGCAGAAAGGCUCAAGGCAAAAGACCGUGACAAGACUAAGAAGAUAGUAGAAGAUAAAACCUCGAAACUCACACCUGAUCAAAUCCGUCGAAGGAAUCUAGAAAACGAUGAGGAAGCUAGGAAGAUGGCGAUGCCCGAGGUCAGGAAGAGGGCCAGACAAGAAUAUCUCAGCAAACGUGAACUACAACAGAUCGAAUUACUCAAGCAAGAGAUCAUGGACGAAGAGGCCGAUUUCAAAGGAGUCGUCAUGACCCAGCGGGAGAUUCGAGAGCUAAAUAAAAAGAAAGAGGUCCUACGUCUAGCUCAGGAGAGGAUGGGAAUCGAUGAUGGCUACGAAGGCUACAUGAUGCCCGAAGAUUAUAUAACUGAACAGGGUCGCCUGGACAAAAAGAAGAAACACGACGCCUUAUACAAGCGUUACGAAGAGAGUAAGAGGCCAAAUGAUGAGUUUGUAACGGAUGUGGACCGCUAUGAGGCUAUUCAGACUCAAAAUGCUACGACCACUUAUGGCGCGAUGGACCGAUCGGUGCAAGUCGAAGAUUACGAUUACGUGUUCGAUGAGAGCGCGACAAUAGCUUUCCUGGUCGAUCAAGAUAGUCGGAUUGGCGGGACACUUAGUGCGAAAGACGCGGCCCUCCAAGCCCAGAUCGAUGCUGCAGAACGUCGAGCAAAAUCGAUCGAUGAAGUUCGAAAGUCACUUCCUGUUUACGAAUGGAGAGAGAAGCUACUCCAAGCAGUCUCAGAAUAUCAAGUGCUGAUUGUCGUUGGAGAAACAGGCUCAGGGAAGACGACCCAACUGCCUCAAUAUCUGCACGAGGCGGGGUAUACCAAAGAUGGCGGGAAAAUCGGCUGCACGCAACCUCGACGAGUUGCGGCAAUGUCGGUGGCUGCUCGAGUGGCUGAUGAAAUGGGCGUCCGAGUUGGAGAUGCCGUUGGUUACUCGAUUCGGUUCGAAGAUUGCACUUCUCCUAAGACCGUCAUCAAAUAUAUGACCGACGGAAUGCUGCUCAGGGAAUUCAUGACCGAACCCGAUCUGGCUGGCUAUAGUGCCAUGAUUAUCGAUGAAGCUCAUGAGCGUACGCUGAGUACAGAUAUUUUGUUAGGCCUCGUCAAGGACAUUGCUCGUUUUAGACCCGACUUCCGGCUUCUGAUCUCCAGUGCGACAAUGAAUGCCGCGAAAUUCUCAGAAUAUUUUGAUGAUGCUCCAAUCUUCAAUAUUCCGGGAAGAAUGUAUCCAGUAGAUAUCCUGUACACUCCCAACCCAGAGGCAAACUAUCUCCAUGCAGCAGUGACCACGAUCUUCCAAAUCCACACCACCCAACCAAAGGGUGACAUCCUGGUAUUUUUUACUGGCCAAGAUGAGAUCGAAGCCGCCCAAGAAAACUUAGAGGAAACCGCAAGAGCCUUAGGCAAUAAAAUCGGGGAAUUGAUGAUCUGUCCGAUCUAUGCCAAUCUACCCACCGAGAUGCAGGCUAAGAUCUUUGAGCCAACGCCUGAUAGAGCUCGCAAAGUCGUCCUGGCUACUAAUAUUGCCGAAACUUCGAUCACUAUCGAUGGCGUGGUUUAUGUCAUCGACCCCGGUUUUGUGAAACAGAACUCUUAUAACCCUCGUACCGGUAUGGAAUCUUUGGUUGUCGUUCCUUGCUCACGUGCGGCAGCCAAUCAACGUGCUGGUCGAGCGGGACGAGUAGCCCCAGGGAAAUGUUUCAGACUAUAUACGAAGUCAGCUUACAUGAAAGAGCUAGACGAAGACACCGUUCCGGAGAUCCAACGAACGAACCUAGCCAAUGUGGUGUUACUGCUCAAGUCAUUAGGGAUCAACGAUCUGAUUGGCUUUGAUUUCUUGGACCCACCUCCGGGCGAUACCCUGAUACGAGCCCUCGAUCUUCUCUACGCUCUUGGCGCUUUUAACGAUCGUGGGGAGCUGACGAAGAUCGGGAGGAAGAUGGCCGAGUUUCCGAUGGAUCCGAUGCUCUCGAAAGCUAUCCUCGAAAGCGAGAAACAUCAGUGUACGGAAGAAGUCCUCUCGAUCGUCUCCAUGCUUUCUGAGAGUAGCUCUCUCUUCUAUCGUCCCAAGGAUAAGAAGCUGCAUGCAGAUCGGGCCCGAUUGAAUUUCGUGCAACCUGGCGGGGACCAUUUCACGUUGCUGAAUGUGUUUGAACAAUGGAAGGAGACGAACUGGUCGAUCUCAUGGACGUAUGAGAACUACGUCCAAAUCAAGUCCUUGAAUCGCGUCCGCGAUAUCCGAGAUCAGUUGUCAAGCUUGUGUGAACGGGUCGAGAUCUUGCCUGAAUCUAAUCAGAGCGGAUCUAUCGAGCCCAUUCAGAAGAGCUUGUUGGGCGGCUAUUUCAUGAAUACUGCUAGGCUUGGGAAGGGCGGUGACUCGUAUCGGACAUUGAAAUCGAAUCAAUCGGUGUACAUCCAUCCAUCAUCUAGUUGUUUUAAUACACAACCCCCACCAAGAAUGAUUCUAUUUUAUGAAUUGGUGUUGACUAGUAAGGAAUACGCUCGACAAGUCAUGCAGAUCGAUAAGCCGGAAUGGCUCCUUCAAGCCGCUCCUCAUUUCUUUAAGCCUGCCGAUCUGGAAAUUUUUGGGAAGAAAAAGGUUCCGAAACAAGUUCAAGUGCGGAAAGCUGAUCAAUGAAUAUCUACAUUCGAACUUCACACAAUACUUCCAUGUAAUCAAAUAAACAUAUUACUCCAAGAGAAAGACAAAAAAAAGCAGAGCAGUUGUGUUCUUCCAACAUGAGAUCAAGUGCUCAUUUGACUGUCUGUCAAUCAAACAAAAGCAUUUUUUUUUCUUGUAUGUGUACCAUGAUUGAGGGUGGGUAGUUUAUGAGAUGAGGGAGGAGAGGACACCAAUUUGUUCAUUUUAUCAGAACUGUGAGUUUACUCGCCGGGGUUGAGCCCCUGAAGUUGGUUUUGCUACUGCUCUCCGAUACAAAUACAAUUGGAACUUGAGCAAGCAGGAUUCUGUUGGCUAUGUAUGUAUGCGACGGUUGUGAAUGGUUGGAUGUUUGUAAGAUUGUGU
Messenger RNA from Puccinia graminis f. sp. tritici CRL 75-36-700-3, 3702 nucleotides. RefSeq names its product adenosinetriphosphatase. Bases 91 to 3315 code for a protein of 1074 amino acids. The record is from RefSeq and is a predicted model, not a curated record. Gene Ontology annotation, cellular component: intracellular anatomical structure; catalytic step 2 spliceosome. Lineage: Eukaryota; Fungi; Basidiomycota; Pucciniomycetes; Pucciniales; Pucciniaceae. The transcript has 10 exons. Gene Ontology annotation, molecular function: RNA binding; ATP binding.